AUGGUUACAAAGAAACCAACACAUGGUAGCGGUAGCGGAGCAGGUGGAUUGGCAAUGAAUAACAAACAGAUGGCAGGUUUCUUGGCCGAGUUUGUAAUGUCAUUUGUCAAUUGGAGUCUUUUCGUUGAAUACAUUUCGAUCAUUUGGUUCUAUCCAAUGGGAUUCAUGGGGUUCACUGGCAUGGAAGCAUUCCUCGUCAUGAUGUUUACACCAUUGCUUCUCGGCAUUGGACCCAUUUCCCAAUUGGUUGGCUAUCUCAAUCUCUAUUUGCGUUUGAUUGCUCAAUUGAUGGCAUUUGCUGCUCUCUAUCCAACCGACAUUGACCCCAAGAACGUGGAAAAGCACGAGAUUAUUCUCUUUGAGAACCUCCACGUCACCAAGACAGUCUUUGUCGGUGCCGCUCUCGCCAUUGACUGGCUCUGUCAAUGCCGUACCUUUAUUGGUGCCAACUCUAUCAGCACUGCUCGUCGUGAGCGUACUGCCUAUGCAUACAUGGUAGCCAUCAUCUUCCACGCUCUCAUGCGUCUUCCACAUCUCUCCAUCAAUCCAUUUGUGACAUGGCGUGAAUACAUCAUCUUUGGUGUCUUCCUCGUCGUCGUUUCCUUUGCCAUCUUGAUGCGCGAAAAGUUGGCCGGAGACAGUGAGGAAAGUGCCCGUCGUCGUCCUACACUCGAAGACGGUCCAUGUCCAUGGACCACUGGUAUCGGAUUCGGUGGUGUCUUGUUUGGCUGUCAACUCUUACUCUCCACCUAUGGUCUCAUUCCACGUUGGGUCAAUCUCGGCCCAUUCCCAGCCGGUAUCGUCAUCAUUGUCAUGAUGAUGGCUGGUUUUGCCAUUUCCAAAAAGACCUCGAUCGUCACAUCACGUAACUACUUUUUCUUUGCCAUCUUUUGCGGUGCCGUCUUUGGCUGGUGCUCUGGAUCGGUGCCAACCGUCAUUGGUUUUGUCGGUCUCGUCUCUGGUGGUCUCGUCGGUGUCUAUCUCAUGUCACUCUGGGUCGUCACCCUUGAAAACGUUGCCAAUACCAACAAAAUCACCAAACUCUUUAUCGCCACCUUUAUCACUUACGUUGUCCUUUUAUUCUGGGCUAUUUACAAAUUCGUACCAUGGUGGUUAGGAUCAACAUUAUUAAGAGAAAGAAAUCAAACCAUGAUUAUUGCAGUUAUUUUGUGUGCUGGUUUUGGUGCAUUGAGAGAAUCGAUUAGACCAACCUCUCAAAAGAAGGAGUUGCGUAGUCCAACAAUGGGCACUACCUCGUACCCCUCCAAGGAGUCAUUCUACACCAUUUUUGGUAUGCUCAUUCUUUUGGUUUUGUUCUCUGUCAACCGUUCUCUUUCACAUCCCACCCAAGCUAGUGUCGCCGGUCACCACUACAAGCGCACUCUUACCACCACCACCGUCCAAAACGAUCCACCCACCGAGAUCAAGUCGAUGAUCUGGACCAUUCACUUUGGCUACGACAACUAUGGCAGAAACAGUUUCCCCAACAUCACACAAGCUAUCGCCAGCCACGGUGCCAACGUCAUUGGUUUGCUCGAGUCUGAUCUUUCACGUGUCAUGACGGGCAACCGUGACUUGGUCGAGUAUUUGGCCAGCGAACUUCACAUGCACUCUGACUUUGGACCCGCCCCAUCUGAAAACACUUGGGGUUGUGCCCUCUUGUCGAUAUUCCCCAUCGAGCGUUCCAAGCACGUCAUUCUCCCAUCGCCAGAGGGUGAGUUGGCCUGUCUUAUUGACGCCGUCAUCAGAGUCGACGACACCGAAGUCAAUGUCAUUGUUACUCAUUUUGGAAACACCGAAGACGUCAUCGAUCGUAAGCUCCAAGCUGCUGGUGCCGCCGAAAUUGUAAAGACCAACAACAUGCCAACCGUAUUCCUUUCCUACAUCACCGAAAAGACUGGUGGUGACAACUACAAGACUUUGAUGGCAUCGGGUCUCCAAGAUACCACCAACGAACGUCGUUAUUGUGAAUAUGUUUUCUAUCGUGAUUUGGAAAUGACUCAAUUCAAACGUUGGGGUUGUGGAGAAAUCUCUGAUACUGAAGGUCAAUUAACUAAUUUCAAGGUAAAGAAAAAUUAA
Molecule: messenger RNA, 2079 nt
Organism: Cavenderia fasciculata
Lineage: Eukaryota; Evosea; Eumycetozoa; Acytosteliales; Cavenderiaceae
Product: putative transmembrane protein
Exons: 2
Coding region: 1-2079 (692 amino acids)
Biological process (GO): GPI anchor biosynthetic process
Cellular component (GO): endoplasmic reticulum
Source: RefSeq, a predicted model, not a curated record